AUGACUAUUCAAGCAAUGGAUGCAUCUCAUGUUGCACUAGUUGUGCUCUCUCUAAGAUCUGAAAAAUUUGAAGAAUAUCGGUGCGACCGUCCUCAAACUCUAGGAAUCUCUAUUGGGAAUCUUUCAAAACUCGUCAAGGUUGCAGGCAAUGAUGAUUCUAUUUCACUGAGAGCAGAUGACGAAGCGAGGGUUUUGAUCUUAACAUUUAGAGGCAAAAAUAGUGAAAGAACUAGUGAAUUUCAAUUAAACUUGCUCACAUUGGAAUCUGAACAUUUAGGAGUUAUAGAUCAAGAGUAUGUAGCUGAAAUUACAAUGCCAAGCUUAGAGUUUGGAAGAAUAUGUCGAGAAUUAGCUCAAAUAACCGACACAAUUACCAUCGCAGCUGAUAAAGAGAUAGUCAAUUUUGCUGUUUCUGGAGAUAUAGGAUCUGGAUCAGUUGCUAUUAAGCCUAAUGACUCAGAUAAGCCUGAUGAAAAAUGCAUUAUCAAGGUAUCAGAACUUGUAAGUAUGAAUUUUGCAUUGAGAUAUCUAAACUUGUUCAACAAAGCGUCGAUGCUUUCCAAUGAAGUCUCAAUAAGUUUGUCUCCUGAAGUUCCUAUCUCCCUUCAAUAUGAAUUCGAGCUUGGAGAGUUGAGAUACUAUUUGGCUCCUAAAAUUGCUGAGGAUGCAUAA
Messenger RNA from Blepharisma stoltei, 672 nucleotides. The record is from the annotation of a GenBank genome assembly. Lineage: Eukaryota; Ciliophora; Heterotrichea; Heterotrichida; Blepharismidae.